Messenger RNA from Vollenhovia emeryi, 762 nucleotides. RefSeq lists its product as uncharacterized. The transcript is spliced from 2 exons. NCBI's taxonomy places the organism in Eukaryota, Metazoa, Arthropoda, Insecta, Hymenoptera, Formicidae. The record is from RefSeq and is a predicted model, not a curated record. The coding region runs from base 1 to 762 and encodes 253 amino acids.
AUGGCACUGAUCAGCUCAUCCACAACCCAUUACUCAACGCGUCUACUCAUUGACGCAGGCUCAGAACUCACCUUCGUCACGGAGAAUCUCAUUCGGCAGCUCAACAUCCCUCGUCAAUACUCAAGUAUUGUCGUCACUGGAAUUGCAGGCAAGGAGUGUACUCAGACACGAGGAGUCGUGUCACUUACGUUACGCUCGACACAUUCCAACUCAACUGCCACAGUUCAAGCUCAUGUCCUCCGGGCAGUUACAUCAAUCGUAUCAUAUUUCGAAGCAGAACCGGAAGAAUGGCCGCAUCUCAGAAACUUGGCAUUAGCCGAUCCAGACUGUCUCAUCCCGCGGCCUGUUGACAUCCUCAUCGGAGCAGAUGCUUACGGGCAUUCUCCAUUCAUGCCAAUAGCGCAACUCUCCAUUUUCGGAUGGCUCGUUCUGGGACCAGUCAAUAGAGAAGCAAUACGCACAUCAACGCAUUAUGCUGCUACUCAAGUCAACGAGGACGCUCUUAAUGAGCUAUUGACGAAAUUUUGGGCUCAAGAGGAGGUGUCUACUCACGAUGUCACUCAGUUCACUCCUGACGAGCAGAGAUGCGAGGAGCACUUCAAGACUACACACUCUCGUGAUUCUUCAGAGAGGUACAUCGUCAGGAUUCUACUCAACUCACCAGUAGAUCUUUUGGGUGACUCUUACAACGUCGCUCAUCAAUGUCUGAAGGGACUACGCAUACGAUUCUCAAGGGAUGUGAAUUAUCAACGUCUCUAUUAA